Messenger RNA from Lepus europaeus (European hare), 1447 nucleotides. It is a transcript of the gene RSU1, whose product is annotated as Ras suppressor protein 1. The transcript has 9 exons. The coding region runs from base 142 to 975 and encodes 277 amino acids. The record is from RefSeq and is a predicted model, not a curated record. Gene Ontology annotation, molecular function: protein binding. Lineage: Eukaryota; Metazoa; Chordata; Mammalia; Lagomorpha; Leporidae.
UGCGCCGGGCGCUGGGACAGGGCGUGUUCCUUGUUCUGGUGCCAGUUUGGUGCGGCCGGAGUGCGGCUCUCGCUGCUGGGGUGCGUCCUGAGGAAGCGUGUCGUCCCGCGUCCGCGCUCUGGGGUUCUGUCCUCCGCGACCAUGUCCAAGUCCCUGAAAAAGUUGGUGGAGGAGAGCCGGGAGAAGAACCAGCCGGAAGUGGACAUGAGCGACCGGGGCAUCUCCAACAUGCUGGAUGUCAACGGCUUGUUCACUUUGUCCCAUAUCACACAACUGGUCCUGAGCCACAACAAGCUAACGACUGUGCCACCAAACAUAGCAGAACUGAAGAACCUGGAAGUGCUCAACUUCUUUAAUAACCAGAUUGAGGAGCUGCCCACACAGAUCAGCAGCCUUCAGAAACUCAAGCACCUGAACCUUGGCAUGAAUAGACUGAAUACUCUGCCGCGAGGAUUUGGCUCCCUACCAGCUCUUGAAGUCCUGGACUUGACUUACAACAACUUGAAUGAAAAUUCUCUUCCUGGAAACUUCUUCUACCUUACCACCCUGCGUGCACUCUAUCUAAGUGACAACGAUUUUGAAAUCCUGCCAGCAGAUAUUGGGAAGCUCACAAAGUUGCAGAUACUCAGCCUUAGGGAUAACGACCUGAUCUCGCUGCCUAAAGAAAUCGGGGAACUUACGCAGCUUAAGGAACUCCACAUUCAGGGGAACCGCCUGACUGUUCUGCCCCCAGAAUUAGGAAACUUGGAUUUAACCGGUCAGAAGCAAGUAUUCAAAGCAGAGAAUAAUCCCUGGGUUACCCCUAUUGCCGACCAGUUCCAGCUUGGAGUAUCCCAUGUUUUUGAAUAUAUCCGUUCUGAAACAUACAAAUACCUCUACGGCAGACACAUGCAAGCAAACCCAGAACCUCCCAGGAAGAAUAAUGACAAGUCGAAAAAGAUCAGCCGGAAACCCCUGACCGCCAAGAACAAAUAAAGCGUGGCACGGACAGGACUUCCGGCCGCUCUCAUGUACACCUCUGUCCUCUCGCUCUGUCUCACAAAUAAGUACAAUGUGUAUGUGGCUUUUAUUUUUCUUUCUUUUCACUCUUUUCUCGUGCUUACCACCUUACCUUUUAAGUUCUUUGGGUAGGUGGUAGAUUUCUAUGAAGUCUUAAAACCAUUUCCAUUUAUUCUUUAAAGUGCCAUGGCCAGGGAACAAAGGUCUAAUUCAGCUGCAGAUUCCAGAGGCAAGGGUUUCAGCGCCUUGAAUAGACACCACAAGGUUGCUUAUUGUCCGAAGAAUAAUUAAAAUCACGUGGCCUCUUAAAUGUCACGGUUAACACACUUCAUUCUAUAUAUUCACAUAACUCAUGAGCAUGCUUUGUUAGAAGCCUUGCUUCACCACUGAGACUUUAUGUUCAUCUGACUUACAAAUGAUUUUAAUAAAAUCUUGAAUUUGUAUCACA